Molecule: messenger RNA, 7910 nt
Organism: Anarrhichthys ocellatus (wolf-eel)
Lineage: Eukaryota; Metazoa; Chordata; Actinopteri; Perciformes; Anarhichadidae
Gene: smarca4b
Product: SWI/SNF related BAF chromatin remodeling complex subunit ATPase 4b
Exons: 33
Coding region: 1447-6594 (1715 amino acids)
Biological process (GO): regulation of DNA-templated transcription
Cellular component (GO): nucleus
Molecular function (GO): ATP binding; histone binding
Source: RefSeq, a predicted model, not a curated record
AAAAGAUUUUGUUCUUCAAAAUACACUGACAGUGGAUUGGCAUAAAAUGAUGCAUGCAUACAUUCAUAAAAGUACAACAUAAUUCAAAGAUGUAAUGCAAUAAUGUUAGAGUGAGAGCAAAUCUGCUGUGUACAGUAAAUGUUACAUGGGGAUGCAGCCACACUGUAAAAUGUUGCUGUAGAUUACAUGUAGUCCGUGUUUCACUAAGUAAGCACUGCAGCUUGUCAUUGCAAUGCAAUGAUGUGUUUAUUUGUAAAGCAUAUUAUGUGAGAUAGGUGCCCCUCAUUGGUAGAUGGCAAAUGUAUUUUUUUUUUUUCUUUUUUUUUGUUCUGUGAAAAUCAUCCUGUACAGAAAAAAAAAACAUUGGUUCAUGCUGCGUUUAGGCAUCAAAGUUUUCAACUUCUCAGAAAUCUUAAAAUACUUGCAUUGUAUAAACAAAUACUGUCGGUUAGUUGUUUAUUUUAUCACUUCUGUUAAAAAUGUGAUAUUUUUAUUUUAUCCGAAGUACUGCAUCUUUUUGAGCUUAAUCAUUAAUCUACAAUAAUUACUAUUACUCGGUUCAUAGUCCCCAGUGUUUCAUGAUUUAACAGUCGUGUACACUAAUUAAUGAAAAAAAUAUCAACAGAACAAAAGUAAUAAAAAAAGUGAUUUUAGCAUUUAAAUGAUUUUUAAAGACCUUAUUUGAGCAUAUGCAGACUCUUAUCCUUAUAUUCUUUAAGGUGUACGUUAAAACCUAUAUUUGAGUAUAACUAAAGGACUCACACACACUGUACAGUACAGACUUUACAAAAUUCAGAGCCUUGCUGGAGCUGCACACGCAUGCGCGCUGCCGCACAGCCGUGACUAGACAUUCGGUCAUAGAAGCGGCGGAGGGGGCGCUCGAGCCGCGCCGGCGAAACAAAUCAACGCUCGAAGGCACAUUACGAAGAGGGUGAGUAGACUAAUUGCGUCAACCGCUGCGCCGUCUUUUUCAUCCCCCGCAAAUACCAACUCGGGAGCGCAGACAUUCACCCGGGACCGCCUGUCCUGUUCAUGCGGGUAGGUCAGUCGCACAAGCACAGUCCGCCAUUCCCCUUUUUUAUAUUUAACGAGACACCCUUUCGUGGUCGGGGGGGUUCUCAGUAGCAUCAUAGGCUUAUGUGCAUAAUUGACUGUGAUUGCCCCCCGUGUUCAGUUCAAGUGCAGUGGUAGAUCCUGGAGCCGUAAUUGCAUCUGCGCGCAACGGAUGAUUUGCUGCAGCGCAGCGAGAGAAUGGAGAGUCUUCACCUGACAGGCGUUGGAUAAGAUUCAACCAUAUCUUGCAAGGAUUGUGCAGCCACAUCAUUUAUCAGAACGGCAUAGUUAAAUCAGAUAUGCAGCCUCACUGUCCAGAUGUCUCCAACAGUUCUGUCGAAUCAAACCACUAAAUGAAUGCUAAUUUAGAUCAAUUACUUUUGCAUAUUGCAAAUGAGUUUUAGCAAAGACCACGCCCUCCUCCUCUCUCUCACCUUCUCUCUGUCAUUUCUCUCAGGUCCCUGCUGCUCACCGAGGAGCAGGAGAUCCAGGGCGAUGUCAACGCCAGAUCCCCCCAUGGGAGGCACACCUCGCCCAGGUCCUUCCCCUGGUCCGGGUCCCUCCCCCGGGGCUAUGCUGGGCCCCAGCCCCGGGCCCUCCCCGGGCUCCUCUCACGGUAUGAUGGGCCCCAGCCCGGGCCCUCCCUCCUCUGGACACUCUCAGUCAGGGCCCUCUGGAUACGGCCAGGAGAACAUGCACCCUCUGCACAAAUCCAUGGAGAGCCUGCAUGAGAAGGGCAUGGGUGAGGAGGGCCGCUUCAGUCAGAUGAAGGGACUGUCUAUGAGACAGGGCGGGCACAGUGGUAUGGGCCCCCCGCCCAGCCCUCUAGACCAACACUCGCAAGGUUACCACUCUCCAUUGGGUGGCUCUGACCACUCCAGCCCUGUCCCUUCAAAUGGCCCCCCCUCUGGACCUCUUAUGCCAUCAUCCUCCUCCUCCUCCUCCUCCUCUGGUGGUCCCGGCUCUGCCUCUGCACCUUUGGAUGGUCCCAGUGGCGAUCAACACACCCUGGGUCCCAAUAACCGGCCUGGCCCUCCUGGUAGCUCCGGCCCAGGCCCCAGCCCUGGACCCAGCCUGGGCCCCGGUGUCUCCAGCCUCGUUCCUGGCCUUGAACCUGGAGGCCUUCAUUGCCCUGGAGGUCCUGCAGGCCCUACUCCUUUCAACCAAAACCAGCUUCACCAACUCAGAGCCCAGAUCAUGGCUUAUAAGAUGCUUGCCCGGGGGCAGCCCCUGCCAGACCACCUCCAGAUGGCUGUCCAAGGGAAGAGGCCGAUGCCCGGGAUGCAGCAGCAGCCCAUGCCCAGCCUGGCUCCCGGAACUGGAGGCGGGCCAAUAGGUGGGCCAGCAGGACCAGUACCAGUGCCUGGGCCUAUGGGCUCAGGCUACAGUCGAGUUCAUGGAAUGAUGGGUCCCAACAUGCCUCCUCCAGGCCCAUCGGGUCCAGCUGGGAUGCAGGGACAAAACCCAAACGGACCUCCGAAGUCCUGGCCUGAAGGUCCCAUGGUGAACGCAGCAGCACCCUCCAACGCACCCCAAAAGCUUAUUCCCCCUCAGCCCACAGGUCGGCCCUCUCCUGCCCCGCCCUCAGUUCCCCCCGCCGCCUCCCCAGUAAUGCCGCCACAGACUCAGUCCCCCGGCCAGCAAGCACAGCCUACUCCCAUGAUGCCUUACCACGCCAAGCAGAACCGCAUUACCCCCAUUCAGAAACCCUGCGGCCUCGACCCAAUGGAGAUACUGCAGGAGAGGGAGUUCAGGUUACAGGCUCGUAUCACUCAUCGUAUUGCUGAACUGGAGAACCUGCCGGGCUCUCUGGCUGGUGAUCUACGUACCAAAGCUACUAUAGAGCUCAAAGCCCUCCGACUGCUGAACUUCCAGAGACAGUUGCGUCAGGAGGUGGUGGUGUGUAUGCGCCGCGACACAGCUCUGGAGACCGCCCUCGAUGCCAAGGCCUACAAGCGAAGCAAGCGGCAGUCUCUGCGAGAGGCGCGCAUCACGGAGAAACUGGAGAAACAGCAGAAGAUCGAGCAAGAGCGCAAGCGCAGACAGAAACAUCAGGAGAACCUCAACAGCAUCCUGCAGCACGCCAAAGACUUCAAAGAGUACCACCGCUCCAUCACGGGCAAAAUGCAGAAACUGACCAAAGCGGUGGCAACGUACCAUGCCAACACGGAACGGGAGCAGAAGAAAGAGAAUGAGCGCAUCGAGAAGGAGAGGAUGAGGAGGCUCAUGGCUGAGGAUGAGGAGGGCUAUCGUAAACUGAUUGACCAGAAGAAGGACAAGCGUCUGGCCUACCUGCUGCAGCAAACCGACGAGUACGUCGCCAACCUCACCGAGCUGGUACGAGCUCACAAAGCUGUGCAGGCCCUCAAGGAGAAAAAGAAGAAGAAAAAGAAGAAGAAGAAGAAAAAGAAGAAGUUGGAGAUCGCUGAGGCUCAGACCGCUGCCAUGGGUCCUGAUGGAGAGCCUCUGGAUGAGACGAGUCAGAUGAGUGACCUGCCCGUGAAGGUCAUCCAUGUGGACAGUGGGAACAUCCUGACAGGAGUGGACGCUCCUGAAGCCGGACAGCUGGAGACCUGGCUGGAGAUGAACCCCGGUUAUGAGGUGGCUCCUCGCUCAGACAGUGAAGACAGCGAGGAGGAGGAAGAGGAGGAGGAGGAAGAGGAGGAGCCUCAGCCAUCAGCUACCCAGGUGGAGGAAAAGAAGAAGAUUACAGACCCUGACAGCGAGGACGUGUCGGAGGUGGACGUCCGGCACAUCAUUGAAAACGCUAAGCAGGAUGUGGAUGACGAGUACAGCGGCGCAGCGUUCGCCCGAACCCUCCAGUCUUAUUAUUCAGUGGCUCACGCUGUCACAGAGAAGGUGGAGAAACAGUCCACCUUGUUAGUAAAUGGACAACUCAAACAGUAUCAGAUUAAAGGUCUGGAGUGGCUGGUUUCCCUCUACAACAACAACCUGAAUGGGAUCCUGGCGGACGAGAUGGGUUUGGGAAAAACCAUCCAGACCAUCGCCCUCAUCACGUACCUCAUAGAGCACAAACGGCUCAAUGGGCCCUCCCUCAUCAUUGUACCCCUCUCAACUCUUUCUAACUGGGUGUAUGAGUUUGACAAGUGGGCGCCGACGGUGGUGAAAGUGUCCUACAAGGGGUCUCCUGCUGCCAGACGAGCGUUCCUCCCCCAACUGCGCAGUGGCAAGUUCAACGUUUUACUCACCACUUACGAGUACAUCAUCAAGGACAAACAAGUACUGGCCAAGAUUCGUUGGAAGUACAUGAUCGUGGAUGAGGGCCACCGGAUGAAGAACCAUCACUGCAAGCUGACCCAGGUCCUGAACACCCACUACCUGGCCCCGCGGCGGGUCCUGCUGACGGGCACGCCGCUGCAGAACAAACUACCCGAGCUCUGGGCAUUGCUGAACUUCCUCCUGCCCACCAUCUUCAAGAGCUGCAUCACCUUCGAGCAGUGGUUCAACGCCCCAUUCGCCAUGACCGGAGAGAAGGUGGACCUCAAUGAAGAGGAAACCAUCUUGAUUAUCCGUCGUCUCCACAAAGUACUUCGGCCCUUCCUGUUACGCAGAUUAAAGAAGGAAGUGGAGGCACAGCUUCCAGAGAAGGUGGAAUACGUGAUCAAGUGUGACAUGUCGUCUCUUCAGAGGGUGCUGUACAGGCACAUGCAGGCUAAGGGGAUCCUGCUCACUGAUGGAUCAGAGAAGGACAAGAAGGGUAAAGGAGGCACAAAGACCCUGAUGAACACCAUCAUGCAGCUGAGGAAGAUCUGUAACCACCCGUACAUCUUCCAGCAAAUAGAGGAAUCUUUCUCUGAACAUUUAGGAUUCUCUGGUGGGAUAGUCCAGGGCCCUGACCUGUAUCGAGCAUCGGGAAAGUUUGAGGUGUUGGAUCGAAUCCUGCCAAAGCUGAACGCAACAAACCACAAAGUGCUGCUCUUCUGUCAGAUGACCACGCUCAUGACCAUCAUGGAGGACUACUUUACCUAUCGCAGCUUCAAGUAUCUGCGUCUGGAUGGCACUACGAAAGCUGACGAUAGAGGAAUGUUGCUGAAGACAUUUAAUGAACCAGGGUCAGACUACUUUAUCUUCCUCCUGAGCACAAGAGCUGGAGGCCUCGGCCUCAACUUGCAGUCUGCCGACACAGUGGUUAUUUUUGACUCUGACUGGAACCCACAUCAGGACCUGCAGGCUCAGGACAGAGCCCACCGCAUCGGUCAGCAGAACGAGGUGCGCGUGCUGCGCCUCUGCACGAUCAACAGCGUUGAGGAGAAAAUCCUGGCCGCUGCCAAGUACAAACUGAACGUGGACCAAAAGGUCAUUCAGGCCGGCAUGUUUGACCAAAAGUCCUCCAGCCACGAGCGCAGGGCCUUCCUGCAGGCCAUUCUGGAACACGAGGAGCAAGAUGAGGUCUGGGGCCAGGAAGUGUGUCUACGCAUUAAUGAGGAGGAUGAGGUGCCAGAUGACGAGACGGUCAACCAGAUGAUUGCCAGGAGCGAGGAGGAGUUCGACCAGUUCAUGCGCAUGGACAUGGACCGCCGUCGCGAGGAGGCCCGUAACCCUCGGCGAAAACCUCGUCUGAUGGAGGAGGACGAGCUGCCCACCUGGAUCAUGAAGGACGACGCCGAGGUUGAACGACUGACCUGCGAGGAGGAGGAGGAGAAGUUGUUUGGACGCGGAUCUCGGCAGCGGAAGGAGGUGGACUACAGCGACUCACUGACGGAGAAGCAGUGGCUCAAGUCUAUGUUUCCCGUGCAGGCGAUAGAGGAGGGCACGCUGGAGGAGAUCGAGGAGGAGGUGCGUCACAAAAAGACGACCCGAAAGAGGAAGCGGGACCGCGACCUGGAUCUCCCCGGUCCCUCCUCUUCCUCGGGGGGACGAGGACGAGGGGACAAAGAUGAGGAUGGGAAGAGGCAGAGGAAGAGGGGACGACCGCCUGCUGAGAAACUCUCCCCGAACCCCCCCGUCCUCUCGAAGAAGAUGAGGAAAAUCGUGGAUGCCGUCAUCAAGUAUAAAGACAGCGCCAGUGGGCGUCAGCUGAGCGAGGUGUUCAUCCAGCUGCCGUCUCGAAAAGAGCUGCCGGAGUACUACGAACUGAUCCGCAAGCCUGUGGACUUCAGGAAGAUCAAGGAGAGGAUUCGGGGUCAUCGCUACCGCAGUCUGGGUGACAUGGAGAGAGACGUCAUGCUGCUCUUCCAAAACGCUCAGACCUUCAACUUGGAGGGAUCGCUGAUAUAUGAAGACUCCAUAGUCCUCCAGUCAGUGUUUACCAGUUUGAGGCAAAAGAUCGAGAAGGAGGAGGAAAGUGAGGGAGAGGAGAGCGAGGAAGAGGAAGAGGAACUGGAGGAAGGAUCGGAGUCUGAAUCUCGCUCAGUGAAAGUGAAGAUCCGUCUGGGAAAGAAGGAUAAGGGUGGAGAUCGAGGGAAGGGACGCAGCAGACGAACAGGACGCACCAGAGCCAAACCUGUUGUCAGUGAUGACGACUCUGAGGAUGAGCAGGAAGAGGAGCGCACCCCCAGUGCCACUGACGAGGAGUCCUGAACUGUACCAUAAGGUGGGAGAGAAGAGGGCGUGAAGGGACACCCCACCUCGUCAAGCCCUGCAUUUACAGUAAAUAAAUCCAUCCACCCUCAGUCAAAUGUCACAGGACUCAAAUAGAUGGGACAGUACCGUCCAAACAGGAACAGAUGCGUAUCGACAUCAAGGUGGAAACGCUACACAGACAAUAUCAUGAAAUGCACAAAUGAAUGGGAGUAUGCACAUCGCUGCAUUAAACUGUUUCUCUGUCGGAGCCUCAGUGUGAAAGAGCGUGAACACAGACGGAUCACAUCAGCUUUUUAUCUCCGUGUGCAAUUUCAGGAGCGUCUUUGAUCAGUUUUUAUGAGAAUGUUGUCAGUGUGCAGAUUUUAAAAACACUCCUGGGAAUCAGCUCAACUUAGAAAAUAUACUGCAAAUAUCAUGAAGCCAUGUGUAAUUGCAACAAUUAAAACUGUAAAGUCCCACUAUUUACCAUUUAUAAGCAGUAUAUAAACGCAGUUAAUAAAUGGUUGAUAACAUGCUAUAAUGUAGUUGUACGCAACUAUAAGCACAUUUUCAUUUUUACAGUAAAUGUAAUUCUCCUAUGAAGACGUAUUUUAUAUUAUUACUUUUGUGUUUUACUAUAUUUUAGCUGACUGUAGGAGGAGUUAUAGCUGUUGACAAAUACAUGAAUGUGUAUAUCUGCUUACAAGUACAAUAUAGUGUGUUAUAAACCACUUGUUCAAUCUUUAUAUAGUGUUUAUAAAUGCUUAUAGUGUUGCCAUCACAACCCAGCAUUCGUUAAGAGGAAUGACGGUUUAGUCAGUUAAACUCUGACACAACAAGACAUUUCAUUUCCUGUAUUUAUCCAGAUUUUCUCUUCUUUUUUUUGGGGGACAAAUUGUGAUCCAAAGUGAGUCCUUAACUCACCCGAGGAGUUAGAACUGGCGGGAUCCAGUAAAGUGACGCAAACAACGUUGAAUGUAAACAGAAAAUGUUUUGAGACGGAGCUGUGUUUUCACCCAGCGACUACCUUCCUUUCCUCUUACCUGGACACACAGACCAGAUGUUUUCACCUCUGCUUCACUGUAGGGAUUUGUGUUGUAACAACAGCCAGCCAGCGUGGAGCCACUGUGAUGACAGAGGUGUGUGCACAUCGCAUAUCUGUGACCAGCGCUCACUGUUGGGAGUUGUGGAUCCAGCCCGCUGUGGCCGCAGGGUGUUUCCAGACUUCUCAGAAGCUCUUUAGCAACUCACCUCAGUUGACUGAGGUUUAAUGGAGUUGGGUCCAGGUCACUGAAAGGCACAGUGCGAAAACAACCCUGCUGCUGCAUAUACUU